UCUCUGAACCAGCUCCACCUCCAACACCAGCUCCACCGCCCAGGAGGAGGUCCCGCCUUCCUGUCAGCAUUCGACGCCUCCUCAAAAGACCUGUUCCUGAACCUGCCGCUGCUGUGGAGCCACGACGGAGGUCCCGCCUUCCUUUCAGCAUCCGACGCCUCCUCAAAAGACCUGUUCCUGGACCUGCUGCAGCUGUGGAGCCUGAUGAGAAGCCCCUCUCUGAGAUGGAGGACAGCCAGCCGCUGGGAGAGAGUCUCAGUUCCUCGGACAGCUCCAUCAGCACCAUUGACACCCACACUCCUCAGGAACUGAGAGACAUCCCCCUCAUCACAACACCCGAUGAGGAGCCCCUCUCUGAG
Molecule: messenger RNA, 359 nt
Organism: Austrofundulus limnaeus
Lineage: Eukaryota; Metazoa; Chordata; Actinopteri; Cyprinodontiformes; Rivulidae
Product: protein TsetseEP
Source: RefSeq, a predicted model, not a curated record